Molecule: messenger RNA, 852 nt
Organism: Sorex araneus (European shrew)
Lineage: Eukaryota; Metazoa; Chordata; Mammalia; Eulipotyphla; Soricidae
Gene: FAM32A
Product: family with sequence similarity 32 member A
Exons: 4
Coding region: 76-417 (113 amino acids)
Cellular component (GO): nucleolus
Source: RefSeq, a predicted model, not a curated record
AGGAGGACGCCCGGAAGGAAGAUUCGGCCUCCUCUACCGGAAGUGUGGCAGAUUCGCGGCGGAGACGACGCAGCCAUGGCGGCGGCCUACGAUCAAGUCCAGAAAGGGCCGCUGAAGCUGAAAGGCGUCGCGGAGCUGGGCGUGACCAAGCGGAAGAAGAAGAAGAAAGAGAAGGACAAGGAGAAGCUGCUGGAAGCGAUGGGUACGAGCAAAAAGAGCGAGGAGGAGAAGCGGCGCGGCCUGGACAAGCGGACCCCGGCGCAGGCAGCCUUCGAGAAGAUGCAGGAGAAGCGGCAAAUGGAGAGGAUCCUGAAGAAGGCUUCCAAGACUCACAAACAGAGAGUGGAGGACUUCAACCGGCACCUGGACACACUGACUGAGCACUAUGACAUUCCCAAAGUCAGCUGGACCAAGUAGCCCACAGUGUUGUGGCUGGGAUUCCAAGGUGCCCUGCACUGGCUGCGCUGUGACCCCUCUGGAAGAUGAUUAAAGCAGCCACCUCACUUUCGAGUCUCAGCCAUGGGGGUAUCAGUGCGAAGGGAUGUGCAAGAGGCCAGACUCUGGCCUGGACCCAUUGGGCCACCUGGCCCCUGGGUGAUGGUGACAGCAGGAUGGGCCUGUCUCCUGGAGCCAGGGUCCUACUCUUCCCAUCGCUGAGGCAUGUAGGAUAGACACGUUGUUCUGCAGGAACCAGCAUGGGCUGGGGGCUUGGAGGUGCAGGAUGGGACAAAGCCAGGAGCCGCACAGGGGACAGUGCAGGUGCUGCAGCCGCCUGUCCCCCAAGCAGAUGGCAGCACAAUGAGGGCGGGAGAAAGGAGCAGGUCGGAUGUGGAAUAAAGUGGAGCAUUGGGA